AUGGAUUGCCCUCCAGUGAAUUUUCAGGGUAUUGAACUACAGUCGCACGAAAAGGGAGACAGUGGAAAACAUUCAUUUUGUGCUCGUCGAACUUCAGCUAAUUUAGAGGAACAUGAAAUACUGACUUCUUCUGGUCUUUACCAACGGGUAUAUGUUCAGCCUAACAAAAACAAAACUGCAAUUAUCACUUACCAUGAUAUUGGAACUAAUCAUACAUCAUUUCUUAGUUUAUUCAACAAUCCUGAGAUGCGUGUAAUCACUGAACACUUCACAGUUUAUCAUAUCUGUGCACCUGGUCAUCACGAGAAUGCCGCAAAUAUUAAUUUUGGUGAUCCAGCGAAUCCAGGUCAAGAUCAAGUAUUGUUAUCACAACCGGAUUUACAGAAACAACGUCAAUCAGUCUCUUCUAUAUCUGGCAGUAGAGGCAGUAUCUUCGAGGCAGUACGUAGAAGAUCAUCACUACUAUUGAAUCGGUUUGUAAAGUUCAUAACUCCUGGAAAAGAAAGUUCUCGUUAUCCGGAUAUGGAUCAGUUGGCCGAUAUGAUCACAUCGAUACUUGUUCAUUUCGGGAUAAAUUAUUUCUUAGGCUUUGGAAUGGGUGCAGGCUCAAAUGUACUCGCUCGAUACGCUCUUCGUUAUCCAGAUCAAGUCUUGGGUUUAUUUCUUAUAAAUCCGAAUGCAACCACUCAUGGCUAUUAUCAAUGGUUCCGUAAUGUUUGGUCUGACCUACCAGCACUUGAACGCGGUGUACUUACUGAUAGUUUAAUGAGUCAAUUAGAGGCACAUUGGUUUGGUUAUGGUUUAGUUGAAAACAUUGAUAUUGCUAAUUUCUAUGAAUCGUUAGCACGUAGUCUAAAUCCAACCAAUUUAGCUGGUUAUAUCCGAUCAUAUGUGGAUAGGACACCGAUUCACCUAGUUCGACCAAUUGGUCCACCAAUGCCAUCUGAUAAUGAAACAAGCACUAAUGAAGAACCAUCAGUUAUACAAACUGAAGUAUGCUUGGUUACUGGUGAUCGUGCUGUUGAAUUAUCACGUGCAUUAGCUGAAAUGAAUGGACGUAUGGAUCCAAAACGUACACAAUUUUUAAUGAUGCCCGAUUGUACAGGAAUGGUUAUGGAAGAGAAUCCUGAUAAAUUAGUCAUGAAUUUUCUACAUUUUCUGCGUAGUAUUGGACUUGUUGUCAGUCUUACACCGGAUAAAUUACGUCAACAAGCCUCAGAAAUACAACAAUCUUUAUUGGAAGAGUUGCCUGAAAUGUGUUUACCUGCUCAAUUAGUUAUGGAACCAGAGGUUUGAUUCAUUGAUUGUUUACCUGCGUCUGUAUGUGUGCGUGUGUGUGUGGUGGUGCAAUAACAAUAACGACAACAAUAAUCACAUCGUAAUACAUAUAUUCUAAUACAUACUGAUUAACAAUAAUAUUACAUUCGAAUAUUGAUUUCUGUGUCAUUCACCUUUCACUUUCAUUUAUUCUCGGUGUGUGUGUGUGUGUGUUUGCCUAUGUAUGCUAUUUCUACUGUCACUGAUGUGAAUCUCACUUCUAGGUAAGUAAUGUCAAUUAACACUUAUAGUGUGGAACUUAUUUUGUAAACUGUUCAACUCACUUCCCAUCUCUCUCUCUCUGUUUCUCACUCGCUCGCUCGCUCUCCCUAUCUAUCUAUCUCGCUAAACCACACCCACCUUUGCACUCACACACAUAUACACAUUCUCUUCGUGUGGUAAUCACUAAUAAUAAUGAAUAAGUUGUUCCAGUUGAUUGAUUUACUAACGAAAUACUUUAUUUUCAUUUCAAACCUAUUUUUAGUUGAUUAUUUAAUUUUCUAUAAUAUUAUUGGAUUAGUAUUAUAAUUAGUAGUAGUAAUAACAAUAAUAAUAUUGUACUCAUUGUUUUCCCACUUCUCGACAUCCUCCUCCUCACUAUCAUCAGUAUCA
Trichobilharzia szidati is the source of this 1929-nucleotide messenger RNA. NCBI's taxonomy places the organism in Eukaryota, Metazoa, Platyhelminthes, Trematoda, Strigeidida, Schistosomatidae. The record is from the annotation of a GenBank genome assembly.